UUACUAUUUGCUGCUGAUUAAUUUCAUUAUUGAUGCAAUGAAUGAUCAGGCAUCUUUACAGCCCGGUGCAACUGUAUCGUUUGGCUAUCGGAAUAUCAAAGGGCUAAAUCGGUCAUUACAAGGUGCAAUCACCCUCGGCAACCUCUUCAGUCCUGAGGACGAUAUUAGUUAUAACUUUGACUACACACACCCAUACUUAGACGGGAUAGAUGAUCCACGGAAUCGCACUUUCAAGGCGGAGUGCUUCAAUACUAAAAAAGUCAGCCCCGUUUUCACGGGCGGGCCAGGAGUUUCCAACAGCCCAAUAUGGGUAUGUAGGGACGGAAUUAAGGCCACCAUCACUGAGGAUUAUAGCAGGCAGAGCAAAUUCAGCUAUGGACUAGUGAUGGAAGAGGUAAAAACACGAGACGAAGGAGGUGAUAUUGCGGCAAGGGGCAAUACGGUGUCGUAUAAAGGAGAAGGUAUAGCAAACGGACCUCCAACGACUUUGAGCGGAACGGGGGUUGAUCGUAUGGCCUUCUUACAAGCUAAUCUAACACGAGACAAUACUAGAUUUCUCAAUGGUGCAUUAGUUGGCACGAGGGAUAUUUUUCAGGUAGAUCAAGGGCUCGGCAUUGGUAGUAAGUUUGCAUUUUUCAACCGACACAAAAUAUCUACGACAAGAUUCUUCCCGCUAAUGAAAGUUGAGGAAGGCAAAGGCAAAGCGCCGCCGCCGGUUUUAGUCCUCCACGGCAUGUACGGCGGUUGUGUUGGAGAUCUUCCGAAUCAUGAAGCUUUCACCAUCGGCGGACCAACUUCUGUAAGGGGCUACAGCGUUGGAGAGAUUGGGGCGUCAAGAAACAAACUCGAGUUAGCUGCUGAGUUAAGAGUACCAGUUAAAGGAAGUGCAUAUGCUUAUGCAUUUGCAGAACACGGUAACGAUUUAGGGAGCUCGGUAUCAGUCGAAGGAAACCCUACAAAGUCGUACAUGCGAAAUGGCCAUGGUUCAUCAUACGGCGCUGGGGUCAAAAUCGGCAAUGUGAGAGCAGAAUACGCCGUUGAUCACAAUUCCAACAAAGGCGCUUUUUUCGUUCAUUUCGGAGAUAGAUUUUGAGCCAUAUAAUU
Erythranthe guttata (spotted monkey flower) is the source of this 1104-nucleotide messenger RNA. The record is from RefSeq and is a predicted model, not a curated record. NCBI's taxonomy places the organism in Eukaryota, Viridiplantae, Streptophyta, Magnoliopsida, Lamiales, Phrymaceae.